Molecule: messenger RNA, 1800 nt
Organism: Miscanthus lutarioriparius
Lineage: Eukaryota; Viridiplantae; Streptophyta; Magnoliopsida; Poales; Poaceae
Source: the annotation of a GenBank genome assembly
AUGGUGAGCCUGGUAGUAGUACCAUGGCUCUGUGUCGCUUCUUCGGCAGCUGCUCUGCUACCGGCACUAGCAUCUGAAAACGUCGUCGAUGCAGCAGCAGCAGCUCUGAAAGUGAAAGCAGAGUACAUAAUAAAAGUGAAUUUCAGCACCGCGUCGGCGAACCCCGACAAGUACAAGACCUUCAUCGCUUCUGUUCGUGCUGGCCUGGUGAGCACAACCGAGCGCAACAACAACAGCAGCGGGAUCCCUGUGCUGGUAAGCCAAGACGAUCCGCUCGCGCUGGAAGCGUCCCUAAACAUCACUCUGGUGAACAAGGCAGGGCGUUCCGUGAGCUUGAAGAUGGACGUCUCCGGAGCCUACUUCGUGGGUUACGAAGCAGGGAACUACUCGUGCCUCCUCAAGAGAUCAGGUUCAGGCCGCACAUUGUCAUCGGUAACCUGUUACCGGAACUUGUAUCCAUGGGGAGGUCCUCCGACCGUCACUGUCGACGACGACCCUGCAGUCGCGGCAUGGCGAGUUGAAGAUCUCGACCAGGCUAUCUCGUCGCUGUUCCUGUUCCCGACAGGCAACGCGACGAAAGAGGACCUGAGCCGGGGCCUCGCCGCCUGCGACGUGAUGAUCGCGAGCGCGGCGACGUUCCCGUACGUCGAGCGGCGGAUGAGCGCCGGCAUGUGGGACGGCAACGGCGUGUCCAACGACGGGAGCCUUCGCGGGCUUCAGGAGAGCUGGCCGGAGCUCUCCGCCGCCGUCCAGGAGUCCUACCAGGGCGCCUUCGCCGCUCCGGUGCAUGUUCAGCGGAGCAACGACAAGUGGACGCAGGUGGACAACGUGCGUCGAGCCGUCCCCCUCGUGUCCUUCCUGGAGCACCACAAAAGCUGCAAGAAGACGACGCGGGAGGCGGUGGGCCAGCGGCUUCCCUUGCUCAUAAGGUCCGUCGUGCAAGAGCCGGAUGAGGAGGACAUGCAGCUGGGCGGCGCGGCGGCGUGCGGCCAGGCCGAGCCGACGGUGCGCCUCGUCGGCCUGGAAGGGAGGUGCGUGGACGUGCCGUACGGCUACUACUACAACGGCAAGCAGGUGCAGCUGUGGAGCUGCAAGUCCAACGGCGACGUGAACCAACUGUGGACGCUGAAGCGGGACGGCACCAUCCGGUCCAACGGCAAGUGCCUGGCCAGCAGCGGCGACGCGGCGGGCGCCCGCGUGGUGAUCGACGACUGCCCGCGCGUCCCGACGGGCCGCGUCGUCUGGGAGGUGCGCGCGGACGGCACCGUCGCGCUCAAGGGGUCCUCCCGCGGCGGCGGCCUGGUGCUGGCCGUCACCUCGUCGAGGCUCUUCGCGGGGCUCACGGUGCGACGGGACGACCGCGGGACGGGGCAGUCGUGGACGCCGACCAACGACACCGCGCCCCUGGACGCCGCCAUCGUCGGGUUCCGCGACCUCUGCCUGCAGGUGGACUAUGCGGGGGCGGUGUCCGUCGCCGCCUGCGGCCGCGACGGCGUGCAGUGGUCGCUCUACCCCGACGGCUCCAUCCGCCCGCCCGCGUGGCUGCUCCUUCAGUGGCAGUGCCUGGCCGCUGAUGCCAGCGGGCGUGUGAGGGUGAAAUACUGCGACUGGGCUGGAUCGGCUUGCCAGCGCUGGGUGUUCCACAACGACGGCACCAUCUUCAACACCGGCGCCGGGAUGGUCUUGGACGUCGUCAGGCCAUCGAAGUCGAAGGGUACUACUGCUAGCGGCCAGGUCGUCGUGUCGAAGCCCGCCACUGGGAGUCCCACUCCCACCCAGAAGUGGGCGCUCAUGCUGUGA